This is a messenger RNA of Cryptomeria japonica (Japanese cedar), 2286 nucleotides long. RefSeq names its product cysteine-rich receptor-like protein kinase 42. Gene Ontology annotation, biological process: protein phosphorylation. The record is from RefSeq and is a predicted model, not a curated record. Bases 83 to 1987 code for a protein of 634 amino acids. Lineage: Eukaryota; Viridiplantae; Streptophyta; Pinopsida; Cupressales; Cupressaceae. The transcript is spliced from 7 exons. Gene Ontology annotation, molecular function: protein kinase activity; ATP binding.
UCUUCUAUCCACACAAAUCAAAGUUUCUAUUUUAUAAUCAGCAGCUUAGCAUUUGUAAGCGUCUCUGGGAAAAUCCAGAGCCAUGGCUGGAAUAUGGUGGCUGAUUAUGUUAUUUCCCAUGUUAUUAAUUGCCCCCAUUAGAGCAGAUCCAGAAACCAGACAGUUAGCCUACGGAUGCAGCCCUGUCCCCAAUGGCAACGCCACACUCUUUGCGCAAAAUUUGAAGGAGGCUCUCGAUUAUGUGGUGGAAAAUGUUGUUCCAUCUGGAUUUGCUCAAAAAAAUGUGGUGGGAGCAUCAGAUCUGGUGGAUUCAGUAUAUGCAGUGGCGCAGUGUAGAAAGGAUAAGUCCGUUGCUGAUUGCACUAAGUGCAUCAAAGUAGCAAGAAAACAAGCUGCCAACUGUACCAGCGUUACCGGCGGCAGGGCAAUCUAUGACGGAUGUUUUGUGCGUUUCGAGAACAAUAAUUUUUACAAUUCGUACACUGAUGAAGGAAAUAAACAAGUGUGCGGUGGUGCCAACGCGAGCUCUUCCAAUUCAUUUUCGGCAACUGUUCGAAGUUUGAUGAGCGAUCUUUGCGCUGCAACUCCGCAAAUAAAAGAUUAUUUUGCUGCGCAUACGAGACAAGGGCCGUCUAAUACCACAGUCUAUGGACUUGCCUCGUGUAUACGUUCCCUUCAGAAGGAUUCCUGCCAAAAGUGCCUCGCUAUUGCCAAGGACAACAUAAAUAAGUGUAUUCCUCGCUCCGAGGGAAGGGGUGUAGACGCCGGCUGCUACUUGCGAUACGAUUCCAAACCUUUUUAUCCAAGCAAUGUGACUAUCGACUUGAAACAUUUCUUACCCGGAGGCAAGAAGAAGGUGAGUUCUACAGCAUGGAUAAUAAUUGGUGUUGUGGGAGGAGUAUUCAUACUUGGCCUUAUAACUUGUCUCCUCCUCUUCAGGAAGCAGAUAAUGCCCCCAAGCCAGAAACAAGUGGAUACUGAAGGAGCAACAGAACUUCGUGGGCCGGGAGAUUUUGACUUCAAGAUUCUGAAAAAGGCAACCAACAAUUUUGAUGAAGCGAAUAAACUUGGAGAAGGAGGGUUUGGUCAAGUAUUCAAGGGUACGUUGAAAAAUGGCAACAUUGUGGCCAUAAAGAAACUAACAUUAGGUCGCUCUCCCCGCGCAAUUGCUGAAUUCGAAAGCGAGGUGAAACUCAUUUCUAAUGUUCAUCACAAAAAUCUUGUGCGUUUACUUGGAUGUUGCAGACAAGGCCAAGAAAGGCUCUUGGUGUAUGAGUACAUGCCCAACAGCAGCCUCGACAGAAUAAUAUUUGGAGAACAUAAAAAGCCUUUGAGUUGGAAAGAAAGGUUCAACAUUAUCCUGGGCACUGCUCGAGGUUUGGCUUAUCUUCAUGAGGAAUUCCAUGUCUGUAUCAUCCAUCGUGAUAUUAAAUCCAGCAACAUAUUACUUGACGAAAACUUCCAGGCAAAAAUAGCAGAUUUUGGGCUGGCUAGACUUCUUCCACAUGAUAAAAGUCAUCUUAGCACAAAAUUUGCAGGAACCUUAGGAUACACGGCUCCUGAAUAUGCUAGCCAUGGACAAUUAACAGAGAAAGCUGACACCUACAGCUUUGGUGUGGUGGUUCUUGAAAUUGUCAGUGGCAGAAAAAGCAUAGACUUGAAUCAGCCACCUGAUAUGCAAUAUUUGCUAGAAUGGGUUUGGAGCCUACACGAAGAAAACAAGGUUUUAGAGAUGGUGGAAAGCGAAGAGAAGAUGGAAGGGUAUAAUGAAGAAGAAGUGGUGAGGGUGAUAAACCUUGCGCUUAUGUGCAUACAAGGUUCUGCCACUCAUAGGCCAUCAAUGUCUGAGGUUGUGACAAUACUGUUAAGUAAAGCUGAGAUUGAUUUUCAGAAACCCCUGCAGCCAGCAUUCGUAGACGUGGGAUACAAAGUACGUGGCUCAUCUCAAUCAAAUGCUACUAUUACAGAAUCUCUUAAUGCUCGUUAGUAAUGGUUAUGGUUAUUUCUCUUGUUUCAAUGGACACAUGGAAAGUAGCAAGGAAGGAUGGAUUGUUAAGUUCUAGCUAAUUAUAUAGUUACCUCUUACUUUCAGAUAGGGUUGAAAUAUUAUAAUAUAUAAUUUUCCUUUCCAUCUUUAAAUGAAACCAUGAAAACUUUCAAAAGAGAUGUGUAUCUCAUUCAAAUUUGUGAAUUUAUAUGUUAUAAAAAUGUUGUAUAUCAACUAUAUUUUAUAUAUUUUAUAGUUGAGGGGUGAACUUAUUUAAUGUAUUUUAAAUUUGGAAGAUA